GUUUAUUAUUUUUUUAAAAAACAUUCUCAUAAUGUUAUAACCAAUCUUAUGAGUUUUGGGGGGGCUUGUCUCAUGAUUUCUGAAAUCUUGAAGAUGCCAAUACUGUGCCCCAUUACAAUAUUUGCACAUGUUGUGCUGUGAUCUUUGUCAUUAUCAGGAAUUAAGCUAUACCUAAGUUUAAAUACUGCAGGGAAAGUGAUAACUUAAUGCUUACUUACAUUACUUUUAUUCUUAAUUUUUAUUGCCGUGUACUAGAAUACAUACAAGUAGAGAAUCUCAGACAGACAAGAAACAUACAAAUCCUUUGAAUGGCCUCCUUACUUUAACCAUGUAACAGAACAUUAAAAAUUAACGUGGAAGGGUAAAGUAUUAGAAGGAUAUUGACUUAUUUAUAAUAGUUCCUUAAUAUAUUUUGUGGCAUUUCAUAUACCUCCUACACUUUUAUUUUUUCUCUUAAUUAUCUUUCAUACCUCCUGAGGCCCUCCCCGUCCCAAUACAGGUCACUGCUAUCCCCACCCCCCUCUCCACUUAUAACCUCUAAUCGGGAUAUUUUCUUCUCCCAGACACUGAAUUAGAAAGCAAAAAUAACUUCCCAUACACACACAACAUGUAUACAUGCUCUCUUUUUGUGAUAUAUGGAAAAAAAAGAGUGGUUUUACUGGUUAUACUGGAAAGAAAAGAAAUAUAGAACAGGAAACUAUGAAUAUGCAUUUUGGAGUGUAUUGAUGUCAUUUUGUUACAUUUUAAAGUAAAAUUGUACCUUCCUACCAAUGUGGUAAGACUUUCAUAUUCCAUUACUGUGUCACUCAUGAGUUAUUUCAUUUUAUCUCCCUCAUGGGUUUAAUUUACUUCCAUAUAUACCUUCUGUGUUUUCUCUGCAGGAAAAAUUUAUGGGACUAGUAGAAGGAUGACAUCCAGUGUAAGGACCAGCUUCACCUUGAUUCCCCACCAGAAAUACAGGCGCAGUAGCCGUCGCUCCAAACCAUUCUGCAACACUGUGGACACAGAUUCUGAGUCACUGUCAACUCUCGGGAAUUUCAAAGCACUGCCAUUGGAGAUCUUUCAAAUGGUCUUGAAAUAUCUCUCAGUGAAGGAUAUCAGCAUGCUAAGCAUGGUGUCGAAAGCCAUCAGCAACCACCUUAUUAAUUACAUCUCAACCUCAUCAGGAAACAGAAGGCUUUUACUGCAAGAUUUUCAUAACCUUGAGAUAUCUGGCAAGAGAGAAGGAUCCUGUGUAUUAGAACACUACAGAUCUCUAGGUUUGUUGCUUAAAAGGUGCACACUACUGCUGCCCACAAAAGACAGGCUAAAAUACAUACACAAGAUACUCUCAGAAGUUUCCUGUUUUAAACUCAGUGGUUGCCCAAGCCCGUUGCAUUGCUUAGGAUUACAAUGCUAUGGAGUGUUUUUACAGACCUUGACAGCAGGUUGGGAUGAGCUAGAAUGCCAUCGUGUUUUUAACUUCCUCUGUGAGCUGAGCAACCUACCCCGCAAAGUACAGACAGUUGUGAGCAGCAAACCAGGAAGUGCCCGAAAGCUGGAACUACGAAUAAGGUUAUUCUGUCGCAGUGUCCUGCUAAAUCACUGGAUUCAUCGAAGUGAUUCUGCAUUUUGGCUCACUCGUAUCUUAAAACCGUGGCCAAUGGUUAAUCAAGCCCGGCUGUUGUACAUCAUUUUUGGGCCAGUCUCCUCUCUAAAUGGACAUGUGGUUUGGCAGAAAAUGAUAGAAGGACCAACAGAUGAGACCAGUUUAAAGGGUCUAGCUGAUGCUAUUAAACUACUGUAUGACACAGAAGCUAAAGAGUGGACAGCAGAUGAUGUUAUCAGUCUUGUGGAUGAAUUGUCAGUGGUUCCCCGGGAAUGGCUCAUGGAGAAUAAUGCUCGCCUCCUCAUCCUGAGUGGGAACAACAUCUGCUUCACCUUCAUGGCUAGUAAAGCUGUGAAUGGGCGGGCUGUUGAGUUGGCCAAGCUAGUGGUCUUUCUGGCUUUGGUCUGUGAGAAGGAAUUGUACUGCAUGGAUUGGGCAGUAAAAAUGAUGCAGAAAGUCUGCAAGGUUUUCAGCACUCCAGGUGAAAGGAAUAACUUCCUGCAGAGUGUGGAGAAUGCAUUUGCUCACAUGAUCAUGGACAUGCUACAGUCAGUAAUGUCUGGAGAUCGUGAUGAAGAAGACAGCAGCUUUUUGAAUUUGUUCCACCUUGUGAAUGCACAAGCUAACUUCCAUAAGGAAAUUCUGUAUCUGACCAUGAGAAGCACCUCUACCUAAAUACUCAGAAUCUCAGGCUUUUAGAGAAUACUACAGUGAUUCAGAUAGGUGGCCUUUUCCACCCUUUAUUUUCUCACAUAUACAAAAUAGUGUCCACCUACCUUUUAAAUUCACUCUCCAACAGCUGCUUGCAAAGUUUUAGCAGCUACUGAGCACAUUUUCAAAAAUAGAAAAUAUAAUAACCAGUUAAAUCUGGAGGUAUAACCUUUGCAGAAGCAGCAGGAGGCUGACUGGAGAUGCUAGUGAAAUAUAAAGCAGAAGAAUUACUUAAACCUAUGAAGACAUAUUGAGGCAUCUUUAAGAAACUACAGCACAAUCUGUGCAAUAAACUUGUCUAAGCCUGUAUGUCAGGAUGUGCUGAGGAGCCUAUCUGUGGCAUUCCAUGGUUUGGCUGUUAUGGGCAGGAAUACAACUGCAUUCUUCUCCCACUGUGUAUAUUUGGAUACA
Dermochelys coriacea (leatherback sea turtle) is the source of this 2710-nucleotide messenger RNA. It is a transcript of the gene FBXO47, whose product is annotated as F-box protein 47. NCBI's taxonomy places the organism in Eukaryota, Metazoa, Chordata, Testudines, Dermochelyidae. The record is from RefSeq and is a predicted model, not a curated record. The coding region runs from base 908 to 2263 and encodes 451 amino acids. The transcript has 10 exons. Gene Ontology annotation, molecular function: protein binding.